Nematocida homosporus is the source of this 561-nucleotide messenger RNA. RefSeq lists its product as uncharacterized. Bases 1 to 561 code for a protein of 186 amino acids. Gene Ontology annotation, molecular function: cysteine-type peptidase activity. Gene Ontology annotation, biological process: proteolysis. The transcript has a single exon. The record is from RefSeq and is a predicted model, not a curated record. NCBI's taxonomy places the organism in Eukaryota, Fungi, Microsporidia.
AUGCAUAAAUGGCUCUGUGACACAACGAUAAAUCGGGUGCUUAAGUGCUUUUCUAACAACACGCCAGGGGUUGCCAUGCUCGGAUAUCCUCUUAAAGACGGCGAAACACCCCAUACUCUGCUGGUUAGCACCUUUUAUUUCGAGUCGCUUAAGAGCUCAGGAAUGUUGCGAAUUUCAGAAUGGCUGGCCAAAAUACCCAUUGAUACUAUCCAGCGCAUGAUUAUUCCUUUGUUUAGCAACCACCAUUGGUCUUUAUCGGUGGUUUAUCCUAAGCUAGGCCUGGGCGUGGUCCUAGACCCAUUAAGGCCCUAUCAUAAGGAAGUCUCUAAGAUACUCCUGCAACAUUCUGGAGUGGAAGUCGUUCUUUAUAACGAAUCUGUCGUGCAGCAGACUAACUCCAGUGAUUGUGGGAUUUACACUCUUUACUACACCGGCUGCCUUGUAAGCAAGAAGAUACAUAGACUAUUUCAACCGGUUCCAGCCGAGUUCAUCAAGCUAAUGCGCGAAGAACAGCUGGCCAGUGAAGAAGCCGAAAAGGAGCAAGAGACUCUUUCCGACUAG